AUGAAAUGCAUUAAAUAUGAACAAAUAUUCUUGGUUGUAUCAGGCAAGCUUGGUAAAUUCGUUACUCAAUUCCUACACACACUACCUCAGUUGGCAUGGAUAUACAUUUUUUGCUUAAACAUACUUGAGAAUGAGGAAUGGUCAAAGAACUAUUCAAAAAUACGUGGCGUUUAUGCUGACCGGAGUUCUUUGUUGACAAAAUUAGCUCGAGAUGUUGAACAAGGCUAUAUAAACCUUCCAUCAACAGCUAUAUUUUCAACGCCGAACAGUAAUAUUGAAACAUCAAUUGAAAAUUUAAAUAAAUGCAACGGACGUUUUAUAUUUUAUCAGUUAUUACCUGAAGUAAUGCUCCGUACUCGUACACGAAAUGUCAAAGACGCCAAAGAUGAUUUUGUUGUAUUGGCGCGUUUCUGCUACAAGGACGAAAAGAAACAAUUAGACACGAUUCAUGAAUUUGAGGAGACAUAUGAAUCAGCACAGGCCAUUAAUUGGUACACGAAAAAUAGUUUUGUUUAUCGUAUUGUCAAUAAAGCGAUUCGUGUGGCCAACUUCAAUACUCUGUGGAAAUGUCGAUUUUUCAUUGCCGAUCUUCAUGAACAGUUACAAGCAAUACAAUUUAAUGAAGGAAGAAAUGAGCUAAUCACAGUUUAUCGUGGUCAAAUGAUAUCGAAGGAUGAGUUAAACUAUAUCAACAACCAUAUUGGGUCCUAUAUUAUGUUCAAGACAUUUAUUUCUACCACAGCUUCACGGGAAGUAGCUGAAAGAUUUGCUGGAAAUGGUGAAGACAGACCACUGAAAGAAUCAGUUCUAUUCGAAAUGAAAAUUGAUGGAAAGUACACAGCAAAUCCUCUGAGUCCUGUUGGUACGUAUACACAAUUUCCAGAUGAAGAAGAAACGUUAUUGUCAAUGGGUAACGCUUUUCGAAUAGAAUCAGUUCAAAUAACAGGUAACUGUCUAUGGACUAUUCGGCUGGAAAUAGUGAGCAAUGUCCUAAAUUCCCCAAUAGUGUUUCUACGAAAGUACAUGGGCGAACCGACCACCUUGCUCCAGUUAAAAAAAUUCGUUUUAGAACCUGGCUUCUAUUUUAUUAACGAUGACUCUAGCAAGGUGGAACAGCUGAUCAGCACGCUCGAUUUAAGAUCAUUUGAUAAGGCUUGCUUCCAUGUUACUAUUGGUCAUUUUCAAUUGAAUUAUGAACAAAAAUUGCUGUAUUAUCAUAAGGCCAUUAAUUCACUUCAACAAGGCCACCCGUUAAUUCCGUUGAUGCUAAACAGUAUUGCAGCUAUUUAUUAUCGCAACUCUAAUUAUGAUGUUGCACUUACUUAUUAUGAAAUGGCUUAUGCAACUAAUGAGAGAUCACUUUUAUCAAGUGAUAAAUUAAUACAAAUGAUUGGAAAUCUGCAAAAGCCACCAAAUGAGUUUUUAAAAUUUAAAAAUUAUGAACUGCGUUCGGCAGCUUUGAAUCAUUUAUCAUCUGGUGAAGAAAUUACUAUCUCUACUACAGGUCAUAACGAUUCCUGCAAUCAGUUCUGUAUACCUCGUUGUUGGAAAUUUCACUUAGGGCUUCAAUUAGAAGAACAGCUGAUAGCCUAUGCGCGAAUCACUGAUUCGUCCUCGGAAAAGGAGAAGAAUCGUGAGAAUGUCUGUAAACUAUUUAAACAGAUUGCUGAUUUAUAUGCACAAGAAGAGAAUUAUACAACAGCCAUAACCACUCUUCAGAGAUUGAUCCACUUCAUGGGCCCACCAACAGAAUCGCCGCAUCCAACAACGAUACAGACCACAGCAACCAUACCACCAUCUACGCGAAUUCCUAUAAAAGACGAAAAAAUGUUACAUGCUUCGUCUAACACUAUAGGAAGUUAUGUGACAAUGAAGGAUUCUAGUGAGUAUUAUCUCUCCUUGAGCUGA
Molecule: messenger RNA, 1908 nt
Organism: Rotaria sp. Silwood2
Lineage: Eukaryota; Metazoa; Rotifera; Eurotatoria; Philodinida; Philodinidae
Source: the annotation of a GenBank genome assembly